AUGUCCAACCAAACCGCAAAAGACAAUGGAGAGGAGGGUGAUAUGAGAGUAUUGGACGCAGACUCUUGUAUGCCGAUAGCCAUCGUGGGAAUCGGAUUCCGUGGACCAGGAGAUGCUCAAAAUGUCGAGAAGCUGGAGGAGAUGAUACGGACUGGCAGAGAAGCAUGGAGCCCAAUCCCAGCGAAAAGAUGGAACAACACUGCGUUCUACCAUCCGGAUCAUUCUAGACAUGGGACGAUCAACGUGGAGGGAGGUCAUUUUCUGGAAGAAGACAUCUCCGUUUUUGAUGCGCCGUUCUUCAAUAUGACGAGUGACGAAGCGUCGGUGAUGGAUCCCCAGCAGAGACUCCUGCUAGAAGCGACAUACGAGGGCUUGGAAAAUGCUGGAAUACCCCUUACCCAAAUAAUGGGCACAAAAACAUCCUGCUUCGUCGGGUCUUUUUCAGCAGAUUACACAGACCUCCUCCUGAGAGAUCCCGAAUGUGUACCGAUGUAUCAGUGCACAAAUGCCGGACAGUCUAGGGCAAUGACUGCCAACAGACUAUCCUAUUUCUUCGACUUGAAAGGACCAAGUGUCACCGUAGACACGGCCUGCUCGGGAAGUCUGGUAGCACUCCAUCUGGCAUGCCAGAGCUUGCAAACAGGGGAUGCCUGUGCAGCCAUUGCGGCGGGUGUCAAUUUGAUAUUGAGUCAUGAGUUCAUGUCCACUAUGAGUAUGAUGAAAUUCCUAUCGCCCGAUGGAAAAUGUUAUGCCUUCGAUGAAAGGGCGAAUGGAUACGCCCGCGGCGAGGCUGUUGGUUGUUUAAUCCUCAAGCCUCUGGCUAGCGCGUUACGCGACAAAAACACUAUUAGAGCUGUGAUCAGGGGGACUGGAUCUAACCAGGACGGGCGUACCCCUGGUAUAACUCUCCCCAGUGGAGCUGCACAGGAGUCAUUAAUUCGAAGCGUGUAUGCUCGAGCCGGCCUUGAUCCGUCCGAGACAGACUUUGUUGAGGCACAUGGUACAGGUACACAAGCUGGUGAUCCCAUUGAAACCGGUGCCAUUGGCCGGGUGUUUGGGCCUGGUCAUUCUUCGGAUGAUCCGUUGCGGAUAGGCUCGAUUAAAACCAAUGUUGGGCAUUUAGAGGGAGCAAGUGGGAUUGCUGGUGUGAUCAAAGGAGUUUUGAUGCUUGAGAAUCGGGUUUUCUUGCCGAAUCGCAAUUUUGAGAUUGUCAAUUCGCGUAUUCCUUUGGAGGAUUGGAAAUUGAAGGUUCAAUUACUCUCUGAGCCGUGGGAGACUACUGGACCGCAUCGUGUUUCGGUCAAUAGCUUUGGGUAUGGAGGGAGUAAUGCUCAUGUCAUUCUUGAAGAUGCCAUGGGAUACCUAUCCAUUCGGGGUCUCAAUAACAGAAUGAAGUUGUCAUUGGCGGCAUCGAACGGCACGCAAGGAAAAGAGAAUCUCGAUCAGUCGGUCAGCACAUCGCGUAUAUUCAUACUCUCCGGCUUUGACGAGCAAUGUUGCGCACAGCAGAUGCAAAGUUUGAGAAAUUACAUUCUUGACCGAGGCCCUAGACCCGACAAUGGAAACUUACUGAAUGAUCUUGCUUUCACACUCAACGAGCGGCGUUCAACUUUCACCUGGAAAGUGGCUAUAGUAGCCACCACAAUUGAAGACCUAGCAACAUCGCUUGCUCGAAAUAUCAAAUGCAGAAGUGCCGUGCGAAGACCCAAAUUGGGAUUUGUCUUCACAGGCCAAGGUGCCCAAUGGGCGGGGAUGGGGAAGGAGUUACUCGAAGCAUAUCCGGUCUUUCGCAACUCAGUCCUGGCGAUCGACACAUAUUUGGAUGGCAUUGGAGCACCGUCCCUCGUAAAAGGAGAGAUUACAAAAUGCCCCCAAGACUCGGAUUUGAAUCACCCCCGCCUCAGCCAGAUGGUGUGCACAGCACUCCAGAUAGCACUUGUUGAUCUACUGCAUUCAUGGGGUAUAUAUCCAGACUCUGUGACGGGUCAUUCCAGUGGCGAAAUCGCUGCAGCGUAUGCUGUUGGAGCGCUCAGUAUGGAAAAUGCGAUGUCAGUUGCAUACCACCGAGGUGUUGUGGCGAGCCAGGUGUUGGAUGACCAUAAAACACGAGGUGCCAUGAUGGCGGUGGGUGUAUCUGCCAAAGAAAUUCAUCAAUAUAUUGAUAGACUUCCUUGUGGACAGCUCGUUGUGGCAUGUGUCAACAGUCCAUCUAGUGUUACUGUCUCCGGUGACACCCUUGCCAUUGCUGCUCUGGCGCAGCUAUUGAGAAACGAGCCAGUAUUCAGCCGCAGCCUUGCUGUGGAUGUCGCUUAUCACUCUCCACAUAUGACCCUUGUUGCUGAUGAGUAUCGUCGUUUGAUCGAUUACAUUGAACCUCAGAACCAAAACCAAGCAGAAGACGAGAGACAACACAGAUCAGCAGCAUUCUUUUCGUCGGUUACUGGAGCAGUCCUUUCGCAAGAAGAGCUGGGCGCUGAGUACUGGGUCUCAAAUCUGCUUGGACAAGUGAAGUUUUCCGAGUCUGUCAGAAACUUGUGCUUCGAGACAAACACGCAGCGGUCUGGCCACACUGAAUCGGUACGAACCAGAAGGGUUGGAGCAGCGCAAAAAGCCAACGUCGACUGUCUCAUCGAAAUAGGUCCCCAUUCUGCCCUUGCUGGACCGAUCAAUCAAAUCCUACAAGCAGAUACAAAGCUUAACUCCGCCGAUAUUGUGUAUGCGAGUGUUUUGAAACGACAGAACAACGCGGUCGCAACUGCACUUGACAUGGCUGCCACCCUGGCAUCGCUCAACUAUCCGGUGAACUUCGGUGCGAUAAACAGCCCAGAAGGACCUGGAGGAACCUGUAUGCCACAGCUGCUAGUCGAUCUCCCGCCGUAUCCUUGGAAUCAUACCAGAUCGUAUUGGGCUGAGCCACGACUCAGCAAGAUGUACAGGAACAGGAAAUUGCCUCGAAAUGAUCUUCUUGGCGUACCGGAUAAUAUGUCUUGCCCAUAUGAGCCUCGUUGGAGAAAUUUUCUUCGGACUUCAGAGCUUCCGUGGCUUCUUGACCACAAAAUCCAGGGAAAUGUUGUCUUCCCCGCGGCAGGAUAUUUGGCAAUUGCAAUUGAAGCUUUAAUGCAGCGCGUGAAUAGCGGAGUCAAUAUUGCCGAAUAUGUUCUCCAAGACGUUUUGUUCAAGUCUGUUCUGGUUCUCAAUGAGACAUCGGCCAUUGAACUUAUGGUCUCCAUCCGGGAAUCAACGCACAUGCCACAUGAGUUAUACGAAUUCCACAUCUACUCAAUCUCGGAAGAUAACCGAUGGACCGACCAUUGCACUGGGCUGGUCGGCUCACAAAGAAGAAUCGAUGUUUCAGCCGACGGGGCCGAGGAAACAGACAACUAUGCCAUGGUACCAUUAGGCACCGAGGUCCAUGGAAUAUCUCUGAUCGACAUUCCAAACUUCUACGAAGAGCUUCAUGAAAUAGGGCUAGAGUACGGACCAUGCUUCGCCAAUCUGACAAAGGCACAUGUCACCCAAGAGGGGGCUUGCUUUGCAGAGGUCACAGUGCCAGACACCAGAUCGGUAAUGCCGCGCGCAUUCCAGUAUGAUCUUCUAAUCCAUCCCUGCACGCUCGACAGCAUAUUCCAUACUGUCUUUGCUGCUUUACCACCUGGCAUGGAUAUCCAAGAAGGUCCCGCUAUCCCCAUCUCCAUCGAGGAGAUGAUCGUGUCAACUGGAAUCAGUUCUUCGGCAGGCGAUAUCAUGAGCGUUUGUACUCAUGUAAGACAGGGACCUAAAAGGGGUGUGAUGGCAUCUAUAGUGGUGGUUGACUGCAAUGACAAACAGUCCGAAAUAGAACCCAGCAUCUCCAUCCGUGGCUUGCAAUGUACACGGCUCGAGCGCGACAAAGAUACUUCCCUUGCCAAAGAGAAUCAAAGCACUUAUCACAUUAAGUGGAAGGCCGAUCCGUAUUUCCUUUGCAAAGACAAUGCAUCUUUCUUAUUUAAGCAGGAAAGCGAGCCAGCCCAGGAGCCUGCAUCUCAAGUUGAAUUUGAGGAAUGUGCGGUGGCGUUCAUAAGGACUGCGCUAGAAGAAGUCAGUGCCAUGGAAGCAAGGAAACUAGAUACUUCUCACCGCAGAUUCCGAUGUCAUUUGCAGGACGUUCUGGAUAAAUACGAUAAAGAACACCCUGAUUCAAUAUCUGGGUUGAAAGGAAUGAAGCCCAACCCGACAGGAGAUCUGCUGCGCGCCAUCGGCGAGAACCUCGUGGCUAUCAUCAGAGGCCAGGUGGAUUUCACCGACGUUAUCACAGAUCAUCAACUAUUGGAUACAUUUUGGGAUAUUUUCUCGGCAGAUUCCUCAUACAAAGCCACAGCCCGGUAUCUGAAUUUGGUCGGCCACAAGAAACCAGACAUUUCGAUCCUGGAGUUUGGAGUUGGGACAGGACAAGUGGCCCAAUUAUUUCUCGGACAACUUGCACAUUCCACCCAGUCCCCUCGUUGUGGAAAAUACACAUUUGCCCAUGAAAGUUCCCUCGUUCUGGAGCAUACCGCGAAGCGGCUGGAGGCAUGGUCAGGAUUGGUUGACUGCAAGUCGCUAGAUCCCGGAAAAGAUCUCCCCACGCAGGCAUUUGAGAAGGGAUCUUUUGAUAUAGUCAUACUACCUCAUGGCUUGUGCACCGCACAAUGUGAGCAAAAUGCGAUUCGCAAGAUUUAUGACCUUCUUAGGCCAUCCGGGUCAUUGAUUGCAAUCAGCCCUUUCAAUCCAAAGCAGAAUAUUGUCAAAAACCUUCUGUUCAGUGCAUUGCAUUGUUUGUCCGCAGAGGAAUUUUGCUUGGGUCAAGGUGGUUGGUCAGAGUGUCAAUGGGACGAGAUACUGCGUGCUGCACACUUUACCGCAGUUGAUGUUUUCGCAGACCCAGAUUGCGAGAAAAACCAUCAAUUUAUCGUCGCCCGAAGGGGGAAGAUGGAAAUAUUGACAGCGAAGGUUUCAAUCAUCUGCGAAGGCGAAGCUGGGAUUGCCGUUGGAGAUUUAGUCACCCGACUGGAAAUUCUUGCCUGUGAAGUGAAUGUGCGAAGUAUAGACGAUGUGGAAACAGAAGAUCGAAUCUGUUUGGUGCUGGAUGCCCAGCAAGGAUCUUUGCUGGCCGCCCCAAAUGAUAUCACACUAGGCAAAAUAAAAGCAGUAUUCAUGCAUAGCGCAGGUGCUCUCUGGAUUACCAGAGGUGGCACAGUUGAGUCAGUCAACCCGAAUGCGAGCCUUGCUGUGGGCUUUGCACGAACAGCGCGUGCCGAAUCCGGGGUCAAUCCAAUUGUCACCCUUGAUCUGGAUGCACAAAAUCCUCUCUCCGAAUCUCAUUCUGCAGAGCUGAUUGCAAACCUCCUGGCCGCCCGCUUCCUUUGUCAAAGCCCGAAUGACGACACAGAGUUUGCGGAAAGAAAUGGAAUAAUCCUGAUUCCACGUGUGUUGGAAGACUCAGAUACGAACACAGCCAUGCUCAGUUUCCUUGCCACUGAGACUGUUACUGAGGAGUAUUUCCACCAGGCGGAGCAGCCUCUACGUCUAUCGAGAUCAUUCAAAGAACCUCGCUUUAUUGGGGACUGCGCAUUGUCAGAACUUCCAGUUGGGUACGUUGGAAUCACAGUACAAGCCUUUGGCCUCAGUGAGCAAGACCUGCAGAGACACACCCACUCGGAUGACACUCUUGGCCUCGAAUGCAGCGGGGUCGUCUACAACGUCGGUGUCGGGGUUCGUGGCAUCUCAAUUGGAGACCGUGUGGCGUGUCUUGGAACUGGCACAGCCCGGAGUUUCUAUCAUGAUCGAGCAGCGGCAUUCCAGAAGAUCGGCGAUAAAAUGUCAUUUGAGCUUGCUUCAACAUUGCCUGUCGCAUACUCGACUGCAUAUUAUAUCGAUAACUACCAUUUGUCGCAUCUUCAAUUGAACGACGUUGUCCUCGUGCACCGCGCUGGCUGCUGGUGUGGACAGGCGAUUGUGGAAUUGUACAAAAUGAGAGGCGCCCAGGUCUUUGCGACAGUCCAGGAUUCGACGGAAAAGCUUUUGUUGUCAUGCCAAUUUGGAAUUCCUACCCACCAUAUCUUCAUAGACGGACAAAAUGAUGUCGUGAAGAGUUUGAGGAGGUUAACUGACGGCAAGAGGCCAAAUCUAGUAGUGAGCCUGGGGACCGAUGACGAACAACUCCAAAGUUUGACCGCGCCUUUUGGCCACUUUAUCCGACUUUUCUCUGACAAACCCAGAACUCAAGAAGUCUUGCGUUCUCGCAAUAUAUCGGUGUCAACAUUUAACAUUUUUGAUCUCAGGAAGGAAAAGAGAGACCUUGCAGACCACAUUUGGUCUAAGGUCUUUCGACUAUUCCGGGAAGGACGACUCGAAGGCCCGUCGGGGACAGCGGUAUACAACGUCUCAUACAUUCAACAGGCCAUAGAAGAAAUACCUACCAAGCGGCAUGUUGUCGUUACUGCUGCACCAGAUGACCUUGUCAUGGCCACACUCCCCAAACCACCACAAUCAUUGUUCCGUGCGACUGCAUCCUAUCUUCUAGUCGGAGGACUUGGUGGGAUCGGACGUGAGGUGGCUUUAUGGAUGGCCCAAAACGGUGCGAAGAGUCUGGUCUUCCUUAAUCGAAGUGGCCUGUCAAAGGAGAAGUCCCAGACAACAGUAAGGGAACUGGAGAAGAAAGGUGUCCAGGUUAUGGUUCAGGUUUGUAACAUAUCCAAUGAGAUUGAAGUUCGGCAAAUGAUUGUGGAUGUUUCCCACUGUGCGCCUCCGAUUCGAGGUAUUAUCCAAGGGGCUAUGGUUGUUAAGGACGUUCAUAUUGAGAAUAUGAGCCUGGAUGAUUAUCGAGAGGUUAUGGGUCCCAAAUAUGCAGGGACCUGGAAUCUGCACCGACAUUUGCCCAAAGACCUCGACUUCUUCCUCAUGCUUUCUUCCAUCAGCGGCGUCAUUGGCAAUGCGACUCAAGCUGCAUAUGCUGCUGGUUGUUCCUUCCAGGAUUCGUUUGCCGCAUAUCGGACCAGCCUGGGCCUUCCAGCAGUAUCAUUAGAUCUCGGCACCAUCACAGAUGUUGGUUAUCUGGCAGAAAACACAGAUUUAGCAGCGACGAUGAAAAAGCAAGGAUUCCACGGCACGGACACACAAACCCUUCUUCGCGAUAUCACAACCCCCGCCGGAAGAACACAGAUUGUAGCCGGCCUUGGCCAAUGGAGAGAGGAAAAAUCACUGGCAAAUUUUAGUACACUUUUGUUCUCUCAUUUCCGCCGCAAAUUUCACAAUCAUGGAAGAACUGCCAUACUAGGUGAUUCGGCUGAAGGUUUGAAGGCGGAGCUUGAAGAAGCCAAAAACCUAGAACAAGCCACAUCCGUCAUCUGUGAAGCAUUGAGGCGGAAGAUUGCUCUUCAUCUCUCUGUGCCAGUAGAGAACAUCGAUCCCUCCCAUCCAGUUUCUGAUUAUGGCGUUGAUUCUCAUGUUGCGGUUGAGCUACGCAACUGGAUGUCCAGAGUCCUGGACUGUACUGUUCCCAUCCUGCAGAUUAUAGCAAGCUCGAUCCUGGAUCUGUCCAGCAAAAUUGCUAGUCAAAAGUUGGGUGACAGAAAAGAAUGA
This is a messenger RNA of Penicillium canescens, 7599 nucleotides long. Its product is annotated as putative polyketide synthase. Gene Ontology annotation, biological process: secondary metabolite biosynthetic process; fatty acid biosynthetic process. The transcript is spliced from 10 exons. Gene Ontology annotation, molecular function: fatty acid synthase activity; phosphopantetheine binding; oxidoreductase activity. Bases 1 to 7599 code for a protein of 2532 amino acids. The record is from RefSeq and is a predicted model, not a curated record. NCBI's taxonomy places the organism in Eukaryota, Fungi, Ascomycota, Eurotiomycetes, Eurotiales, Aspergillaceae.